Eubalaena glacialis (North Atlantic right whale) is the source of this 789-nucleotide messenger RNA. RefSeq names its product peptidyl-prolyl cis-trans isomerase A-like. The record is from RefSeq and is a predicted model, not a curated record. Lineage: Eukaryota; Metazoa; Chordata; Mammalia; Artiodactyla; Balaenidae. Gene Ontology annotation, biological process: protein folding; protein peptidyl-prolyl isomerization. The transcript has 2 exons. Gene Ontology annotation, molecular function: peptidyl-prolyl cis-trans isomerase activity. The coding region runs from base 1 to 774 and encodes 257 amino acids.
AUGGUGACGCUCACCCCACAGUCCAAUCUUGACUCCACCCUUCCUCAUGCUGUCACUGUGGGUGACUUCAGCAAGUGGAACACUUCUCCCCCAGGACUCACAUCUUUACAACCAGGUCGACCCAUUGAACUACUCCCUCCCUACCAGUCUCAGCUUGUAGAUCCACUGCAGUUCCAUACAUCUCACUUUUUAUACUUCAAUAAAGCUGAAAAAAAAAAAAAGCACAUCCAGACUUUUUUGCAGACGCCGCCACCCCGGAACCUCCCGCGCUGCCCAACCACAGUCAUCCCUACCGUGUUCUUUGACAUCGCCUUUGGCGGCGAGCCCUGGGGCCGCGUCUCCUUUGAGCUGUUUGCAGACAAAGUUCCAAAGACAGCAGAAGACUUUCGUGCUCUGAGCACUGGGGAGAAAGGCUUUGGUUAUAAAGGUUCCUGCUUUCACAGAAUAAUUCCGGGAUUUAUGUGCCAGGGUGGUGACUGCACACGCCAUAAUGGCACUGGUGGCAAGUCCAUCUAUGGGGAGAAAUUUGAUGAUGAGAAUUUCCUCCUGAAGCAUACGGGUCCUGGCAUCUUGUCCGUGGCAAAUGCUGGCCCCAACACAAACAGUUCCCAGUUUUUCAUCUGCACUGCCAAGACUGAGUGGUUGGAUGGCAAGCAUGUGGUCUUUGGCAAGGUGAAAGAGGGCAUGAAUAUUGUGGAAGCCAUGGAGCGCUUUGGGUCCAGGAAUGACAAGACCAGCAAGAAGAUCACCAUUGCUGACUGUGGACAAAUCUAAUAAUAAAUUUAACGU